Messenger RNA from Dracunculus medinensis (Guinea worm), 630 nucleotides. The record is from the annotation of a GenBank genome assembly. NCBI's taxonomy places the organism in Eukaryota, Metazoa, Nematoda, Chromadorea, Rhabditida, Dracunculidae.
AUGGGCUCAACGCAUAGUCGGCAAACAAAUGCCGGGCGACCAAGGCAAAGAAAUAAAAAUUGUUGGCCAUUUGCGAUAAACGAAGAAAAUAAUCCUGGUUCGUCAACUUGUGAGAAGUCAACGUCGUUUAUUAACGAUGAGAAAUGCAAAUCAGCUAAAAUAGCAGCAGCUACUGCUGCUGCUGGUGACUGCAGUAUAUCGCCUAAUAAAACUGAAGGAAGAAAUCGUCCACCGUCAUUAGCAUUAAAUGAGCCUUCAACCAGCUUAUUACCAUCAUUAUCACCUACAUCGUCAACAACUUCAUCGGAUUCUACAGCAUUCUAUUAUACGACAAACGAAAUGUUAUUGCAGAUAAUUAGAUGUUUUCCUUUUCCAAGUCCGAAAUCCUCUCCGCUUCCUUCACCAUCGUCAACCCAUCGUAAUCUUGAAAGAGCACUAUCGAUGAAUUCGGAGAUAAAAGAAAAACAAUAUAAAAAAUCUAACCGAUCAAAAAGCAUAAGUGAAGCAAAAAAAACCAAAUGUUUGGCAGGGAUGAGCAGUAACAAUUCUCCGCAAAGCAAAACUCCAUCAUCUGAGAAUAAAACGGGCGAUUCAGGAAGUGGAGUGGUCGAGAAGCUCGCCAUGGUUUGA